Mustela lutreola (European mink) is the source of this 974-nucleotide messenger RNA. RefSeq names its product BCL2 interacting killer (gene BIK). The record is from RefSeq and is a predicted model, not a curated record. Bases 77 to 523 code for a protein of 148 amino acids. Gene Ontology annotation, biological process: apoptotic process; male gonad development; apoptotic mitochondrial changes. Lineage: Eukaryota; Metazoa; Chordata; Mammalia; Carnivora; Mustelidae. The transcript is spliced from 5 exons.
CGGCGCAGACAGUACGCCUCCCGGCCCGAGCCCUCCGGCCAACGCGCCCGCCGCCACCUCCAACGCGAGAGAAGAAAUGUCCCACACAGGACCCCUCUCCAGGAACCUCUUUCUGAGCACCUUUCUGCAGGAGCAUGGCCCGGAAGUGCUGAACGUCCCCGGCAUGACUAAUCUCGUGGAGCACUAUGGUCCAGGGCCCUCCCCUAACAGCAGCCCCAACUAUGUGGCCAUGCGGCUGGCCUUCAUCGGGGACGAGAUGGAAGUGAGAUGGAUGCUGCCCCGCGCUGGCGAGCUGCCCGGGAUGGCCGUGCACAGCUGGGCUUUUACCUACAACCAGAUGCGCCUGAGAGGUGUUCUCCGAAGUUUCGUGGAUGGUCUCACUAACCUCAGGGAGCACAUACGGAUCUGGAGCUUCCUGACCUUCAGGAACAGGGUGUCCCCCAACCCCGGGCGCGGGCUGGUGCUGUCCCUGCUGCUGCUGGUGGUGCUGCUGCUAGGCUGGGGGCUUCAGGUCCUCCAGUGAUGCGAGCUGCUGCUCUGGGCGGGGGGCGGGGCUGGCCUCGCCCCCUCCCUGGCCGCCACCCUGGAGGUGGCCUUGUUGGGUUUGUUGUCUUUUUAACUGUUUUCUGAUGAUGCCUUUUUUAUAUUUAAAACAGAGUGCUGGGACACUACUGAGGUUUCAUACUAGUUUUUUUCUUUUUCUUUUUGUAAGAGAAAUGAAUUCAUUAUACCUCUGGGGUCGUUGCUGGUUAACUGCCCGUGCCAAGGCCUGGCUGGGCCUGCUCUCCUGGCCCCAGCCCACGUGUGGUGGCCUGUCCCAGAAAGGAGCCUUCCUCUUGCUGGGGGGCCCUGUGGCGGGCCGUGGGGGGAGUGCUGGCCACACCCCCACGUCUGUGAUGCCCCGGGGCAAAGGGAAAAUCUGCUGGAAUAGAUUUCUGAGGGGUGAGGAGAGCUCAAUAAAAUGUUGGUUUCCA